This is a messenger RNA of Staurois parvus, 474 nucleotides long. The record is from the annotation of a GenBank genome assembly. NCBI's taxonomy places the organism in Eukaryota, Metazoa, Chordata, Amphibia, Anura, Ranidae.
UCGGGCUGGACUCCGGGCAGAGGCACAUCGGGCUGGACUCCGGGCAGAGGCACAUCGGGCUGGACUCCGGGCCGAGGCACAUCGGGCUGGACUCCGGGCCGAGGCACAUCGGGCUGGACUCCGGGCAGAGGCACAUCGGGCUGGACUCCGGGCAGAGGCACAUCGGGCUGGACUCCGGGCAGAGGCACAUCGGGCUGGACUCCGGGCAGAGGCACAUCGGGAGAUUACCAGGUGAAGCAGCAGGCACCGGGCCCCCAGGCGGGGCGACAGGCAUCAGGCCCCCAGGUGGGGCGACAGGCAUCGGGCCCCCAAGCGGAGCGGCGGGUGCCGGGCAUCCGGCUGAGUAGAGGCAUCAGGCUGAAUAGAGGCUUCAGGCUGAGUAGAGGCUUCAGGCUGAGUAGAGGCUUCAGGCUGAGUAGAGGCUUCAGGCUGAGUAGAGGCAUCAGGCUGAGUAGAGGCUUCAGGCUGAGUAGA